This is a messenger RNA of Chelonoidis abingdonii (Abingdon island giant tortoise), 3038 nucleotides long. The record is from RefSeq and is a predicted model, not a curated record. Lineage: Eukaryota; Metazoa; Chordata; Testudines; Testudinidae.
CGUGUUUGGACUUAGGCCCCCAGCUUCCACCCUAGGCUGUGUCUGAAUCCAGCCGGCACCCAGGGGUGUGGCCAGUGCUGCGGUGUGGGCUUAACUCGGGUUCGCUAACCUCCCCCUGCCCCUGAAACCCCAGGCUUGACCCCUGAGUUAAAAACCAAGCUGCUGCGUCGUUGCUGGUGUCCCAGCCCAGCAUGGAGGAGGGGCUGAUUCCUGCAGUGUAGACGUGCCCUGAGCUGCGUGGCCUUUCCCAUCCCCCCCAUUGCUCCCUUCCCCCAUGGCAGGGUCCCUCAUUCCCCCCCACACACACACCAGGGGCUCUGUGUGUCCCCACUCUCCCUGCCCCCUAUACUGGGGUCCCUCAAUCUCCCCCAUGCCAGAGGCUCUGUGCAUCUCCAAUUUUCCUCCCGCAUGCCAGUGGUUCUGUGUGCACCCCGAUUCCCUUCUUACCCCCAUACCAGGGCACCCCAUUCUCUCUCCGUUCCGCCUUUUCCCAUGCCAGGGCCCCCAAUCUCCCCCCAUGCGCGUGGCUCUGUGUGCCUCCCCCCACCCCAUUGCCUCUUUCCUCCAAGACAGGCAGGUCACAUCUUUGCUGUGCCUACCUGGGGAAAGCUUCCUGAACGGGGACCCUCCUAUUUCAGCAGCAGGUCAUGUCUACACUAGGCAAAGCGCUGCUGCUUUGGAUGCAUCUUUUCUGGCAAAGCCCCACCUUAUACCGCUACAGUACGCUCCCGAUUAUCCAAAACACCUGGGGGACCCGGAAUGUAUUUGGGCACGUCGGAGGCAUGAAGGAAACCAUCCAGGCCAGGAAGCUGUGGGGCCUUGGCCUCCGUGAGGCCCACAAACGGGAGAGGCUGCGCCUGGCAUCCCGGGACUGGGAGGAGCCCGCCCCCCCGGCCCCCAAGCAUGGUGGCUGCUUCGAAGGCGGGCGCCGGCUGGCCUACACCAAAGAGCAACCCCCGGGCUUCGUGAGCGAGGAGGAAGGCCCCGCCGGCGACUGGGACUUGCCUCGUGUCUCGGGCUGGGCCCGGAGCAAAACCACUGGGGAGAAGGUGGCCAGCAGUGGUGGCCCAGACUGGCCGUUCGCCGGCGGGGCCGAGGGGCGGCCGCCGCUCCCAGGUGCCACCAGGCGGCGCUGCCAGCUGCGGCGGCGCCAGCGGGCCCGGCGGGCUCUCCGCAUGCUGCUGUACUCCAAAUGCUCCUCCUUGGCCUUCCCCUGGAAGCUGUGGGGCAAGCUGGCCUGCCGGGGGCGCCGGCGGGGCAGCGCCAAGCAGUCUCGCUCCUCCCUCUCACCCGGCUCCCAGCCCGACGAUGACCUGAAAGGCUGCCCCCUGGAGGAGGAGGACUGCCAGGGCGGGGCCAAGCCGGGGCCCUGCCCCUUGCGCUUUCGGCCGCGCCCCUCGCCCCAAUUGGACUACCACCUGGGCGGAGCCUUUGCCCCCUCGCCCCCCCGUCUCAGCCUGCUGGGGGCGCUGACGGGCGAGGCGCCCGGCUCCUCCUCGUACCCGCAGUACGCCCAGCUGCAGCGGGCAGACGGCGCCAUGGAGGUGGGAGGGGAGGACGGUGCCCGGCUCCUGGCAGAGCGGUCGCCCCCCGGGAGCAGGAGAGAGGCAGCAACGCUGGACGGGGACCCAGGCCCCGCGGGCCCCCUGCCCAAUGGCUUCGCCUCCCUGGACGGCGACCUCGGCGGCCUGGCCUCCACCUGCUCGGACCCCAGCAUCGUCAUCAGCAACGUGUGCAGCAUCGGCGCGGCCCACGCGGUCGAGGAGUUCUUCCGGGCCAAGGACGGGCCCGGCGCCCCCCAGCGAGAGGCGCCCCCCGGGGAGAAGGUGGCGCAACACAGCCCCCUGCGGGAGGAACACGUCACUUGCGUGCAGAGUAUUCUGGAUGAGUUCCUUCAGGCCUACGGCAGCCUGAUCCCCGUCAGCACGGACGAGGUGGUGGAGAAGCUAGAAGACAUUUUCCAGCAAGAGUUUUCCACGCCACAGAGGUACCUGGGAGGGGCAGCCUGAUCCCAGUCCUACCAGCGCAUGCAAGGCAACGCCAUGGUGACUUCCGUGAAUUACAAGCGCCAUGUGCUGACCAUGGACGACCUGCAGACGCUUUAAAACGGCCCGAACUGGCUCAAUGACCAGGUCAUGAACAUGUACGGGGACCUUGUCAUGGAUACGGUGCCAGACAAGGUCCAUUUCUUCAACAGUUUUUUCUACGAUAAGCUACGAACCAAUGGGUACGAGGGGGUGAAACGCUGGACCAAAAAUGUGGACAUCUUCAACAAGGACCUGCUGCUCAUCCCCAUCCACCUGGAGGUGCACUGGUCCCUCGUCUCUGUGGACGUGAAGCAGAAGAGCAUCACGUACUUCGACUCGCAGCGAACACUCAACCGCCGCUGCCCCAAGCACAUCUGUAUGGUCCUCCAGGCUGAAGCAGACAGAAGGAUCGGCCGGGACUUCAGAGAGAUGCUGGAGGGGUCCUUUAAGAUGAACGUGGCCAGGCAGAACAACGACAGCGAUUGUGGGGCCUUCGUCCUGCAGUACUGCAAGUUCCUGGCCCUGGGCCGGGCAUUCACCUUCACCCAGCAGGACAUGCCGAAGCUACGGCGCCAGAUGUACAAGGAGCUUUGCCACUGCAAACUCAGCGUGUGAGUCGCGCACCCACAUGCCCACCUCUUCCCUUCCGGCUGCGGCCCACGCGGACACCGCCUCCUCCCCCCCCUGCUUCUGGGGGGUGGGGGGGGUGCAACCCGAACCCCGGAAGGAUGGGCCAUGGGAAGGGGCAUUAACUCUGUUGCAUUGGAACUGUUCAAACCGGGGUGAGGGAAGCAGCUAAUCCCAGCUCCCCCCGCCAACCAGACUUUUGGGGGACCUUUUUUUACUUUGGGGGGGCCUCCCCCUUUCCCCCUGGUUCUGUAUUAUUUUUUUCAUAUUUAAACCCAGUUUCCCUUGUUACAUUUUGGGGCGGGUGGGGGUGGGUGGCUCAUGGUAAAUACACCCUCUACCCCUGAAUUUUGGGGACACCGGCUUUGGGGAGAGGGGUGUCAC